AUGUCUAAGGCAUCUGAGGCCAGCGCAUGGCCUGGAGCUCCUCCUGUCGCUGAGGACGGCUUCGCAUUCGCCGACGCAACCGAACUUAAGAAGCAUUUCACGUCUGGCAACGACAAAAAUCACCCCGCGCACUGGUUUGAGGCCCAACUCAUUCAAUAUGGCCUCCCGCCAUCCAAGACGAAGUCUGUCGCGCGCAUGCGCUUGUUUGACGCUGUCAAUGCAGGUAACCUCAAAGUGCCAGUCAAAGUGAGCAAACGCGAGACCAAAUUGAAGAAGGAAUGGACAAAGAACGAUCGCGAGGCGAAGAAGGGUGCGACGAGCAAACCUGUUGGGCAAGCAACGUCCGUGAAGAUUGAGACGAAGAAACCGACUGCAGCGGGCGCCAAAAGAAAGGCAAACGAUGACGAAGGUAACGCGACAGCCAAAAAGCCAAAGACCGUUGCACCCAAGACUACUGCACCCCGAGGAAACGGAUCGCGAAGGUCAACUGGCCAAGGCCGACAGACACCAAGAGACCCUUCUCCCGCUCCCAGAUUCGCAAAGCCUCAGACUGCUCGACGCGACGGCUCUUUUGCUGCCCGGGGUCGAAUACCCGCUCCGUCCGACUACGGCGAUGCUCCACCCCCAUACUCGGAAUUUCCAUAUCAAGAUUACUCCUCGGAUGAGGACAACGGCAGCGAUGACGUCGACGAGGUCAGCAUCGCACUCUUGGGUAUCUUGAACGGUGACUACGAAGUAGAAUCGCGCGAUGUGACCAAACAAUGGGAUUUUGACCCUGACGAGUUCCAAUUGACCCUCACAAUUUCUGGCAAUCGACUCUGGGGGAGAUUCAAUCUCGGCGUCUACGAAGGCGUACUCCUCAAUGAAGAACGACCCAUGCGCUCAUCUCAUGAUCGCGUGUGGUUCAAAUGGCGGGGUCGUGAAGACCAGGGACCUGUAAUUUACGGGGAUCGCAACCAAGGUUGGAUGGAGUUUCUUGGCGACGGUCGCAUUGAGGGUUGGUUGGACCAUCAGUCUCUCUCGUUCCAGGCUCGUCGACUGCCUGGGCAAGGAACGCGCAGUAGCAUUGAUGCUCGCACUCUGCAGGAUGAAUGGAACGGGUAUUCAUAUCGUUUGUACGAAGAGGAGAAUCGGGCGCGGUGGCGAUGA
Fusarium musae is the source of this 1149-nucleotide messenger RNA. RefSeq lists its product as uncharacterized. The record is from RefSeq and is a predicted model, not a curated record. The transcript has 3 exons. Lineage: Eukaryota; Fungi; Ascomycota; Sordariomycetes; Hypocreales; Nectriaceae. The coding region runs from base 1 to 1149 and encodes 382 amino acids.